Cloeon dipterum is the source of this 1625-nucleotide messenger RNA. RefSeq lists its product as uncharacterized. NCBI's taxonomy places the organism in Eukaryota, Metazoa, Arthropoda, Insecta, Ephemeroptera, Baetidae. The record is from RefSeq and is a predicted model, not a curated record. The transcript has 6 exons. The coding region runs from base 138 to 1358 and encodes 406 amino acids.
ACACAUCCUUCCGGCAGGAACACCAUCUGCUUGGACAAUGGCGGCCAGAUGCGCUUGGAUGAUAGUGAAGGGUCCGCAACACUAUAAAAGAGCUUGGACCCACAGAAGAGCAUCACAGUACAGCUGCAGCUCACAAGAUGAGGUUCCUGGUAUGCGCAGUCCUCUUGGUUGCUCUGGCCACCGCAGAGGAGGCGGCCAAAGCCAAAGAGACCAAGGUCACCGUUGAAGUCCAGGCGGCCGCGUCGGACAAAAAGGAGAAGAGGGGUCUGGCCGGCGGAUUCGGCGGAGGCAGCGACCACGGAGGAAUCGGUGGUGGCGGCGGCGAUGCCGGUGGAUACUCUGGAGGCAGCAUCUCCCUAGGAGGCGGCGGCGGACACGGCGGAUUCGGGGGCGGUGACGGCGGCUAUGGUGCUAGCGCCGGAGGCAGCUACGGAGGAAGCUCCGGAGGCGGCUACGGCGGCAGCGCUGGAGGAGGCUACGGAGGCAGCUCUGGAGGCGGUUACGGAGGCGGUGCUGGAGGCGGCUACGGAGGCGGCUCUGGAGGCGGAUUCGGAGGCAGCGGAGCUGGCGGCUUUGGCGGAAGCGGCGCCGGUGGUUUUGGAGGUGGAGAUGACGCUGGUGGAAUUUUCACAGGUGGAGCCGGAGGUGCCGGUGGAGCCGGUGGUGCUGGAGGCAACGGUCAGGCGCCCGUCCGCGUGAUCACGACCACCCAGCACGUGAACGUUCCCCAGCCCAUUGCCAUCACCAUCAACAGGCCGGUGCCCAUCGCUGUGCCCCAGCCCUUCCCCGUGGCCGUGCCAAGACCCGUCCCCAUUGAGGUUCCCCAAGCUGUCCAGGUGACGAUCCCUCGUCCUUACGCCGUGCCGGUCGACAGGCCCUACCCCGUGUCCAUCCCCAGGCCCGUCCCUGUCGCCGUUUCCAGGCCCGUGCCCAUCGCCGUUCCUUAUUCCGUCCCCGUGAGCGUGCCUAAGGCCGUUCCCGUCAACGUUCCUCAGCCCUACGUCAUCGCCUCUCCUGUCGUCGUCGGUACCAACAACAACGUCGGACAGCUCGGAGGUUCCCUUGGAGGUGGUGCCGGAGGUGCUGGCGGUUUCGGAGGUGCUGGUGGAUUCGGAGGAGGCGCUGGAGGUUUCGGAGGAGGCGGAUUCGGAGGUCAUGGCGCUGGCGCCGGCUUCGGAGGUGGCUCUGGAUUUGGAGGCGGCCACGGAGGUGGCUCUGGAUUCGGAGGCGGCUCUGGCUUUGGAGGUGGCCACGGAGGCAGCUCUGGCUUGGGAGGCGGACACUCUAUUAGCCUGGGAGGUGGCAGCGGCGGCAGCGGCGGCAGCAGCCACGCUAGCAUCAGCUACGGCAAGCACUAAUCAAGAUCCCGGAAGCUUCUCACGAGGCGGCUGGGUGCGUGGUUCCUAUUUUCAAACUAAAUUGUAUAUAACCAACAUCCGAUAAUUGUUGAAAUGUGAUAAAACUAGAGAAAAAAUUCCUGCACUCCAUACAGGUUAAAAAGUGAAAGCUACACCAACAUUUUAUAAAGCCAAAUAAUGUACUGUGGUCCAUAUCACCAUAUGAAAAACGAUGUAUUAACGUUUAAUAAAGCAAAUAUUGCUUUUGGAUUUUACCAAACGAAACAA